Dentiscutata heterogama is the source of this 171-nucleotide messenger RNA. The record is from the annotation of a GenBank genome assembly. Lineage: Eukaryota; Fungi; Glomeromycota; Glomeromycetes; Diversisporales; Gigasporaceae.
AUGGCCAGACAAGAUUGUGAAAAAUCUUUUACAAGAGUUAAGCUAUUAUUAGAACUAUUUGAUCAUAAAGAAAAAGUUAAAAUUUUAAAUGUUGAUUUGGAUAAUACACAAAUUAAUGAUUUGGGUUUGAAUAUAAAUUGUAAUGAUGAAUUUGUCAUUUCAAAUAAAUAA